AUGAAGUGUUAUCUACCAUUGAAUGUCAUAUUGAAACAAUUGAUGCAAAAUCUCAAGCUGUGCCAGGAGCUCUACAAAGGGACAACGCAAUUUCAGCUAGAAAAACACACUCAGAAGCAAUAUCAGUUGACAUUCUGCCUCUCA
Molecule: messenger RNA, 144 nt
Organism: Plasmodium cynomolgi strain B
Lineage: Eukaryota; Apicomplexa; Aconoidasida; Haemosporida; Plasmodiidae
Exons: 1
Source: RefSeq, a predicted model, not a curated record